UAAGUGUAACAAGAGACAUCAAGAUGGAAAUUCUAGACAAGCUGGCACAAGAAAUGUUUGCAAUCAAAGCCUACCCUGACAAGAAUGAAAUAACAUCUGUUGCCCGGGAGCUAGUUUCCAAACAUCCCUGCCUCAAAGAGCCCGGCAAUGGCACAGGACAUGAUGGUUGGGCAACAAGCAUUAAGUUCAAGCUUGGCAACUACCGUUCCAAGCUAAGUCAAGCUGGAUGUAGUGAAGUUGCAGUCAAUCGAAAAAGAAGAGGGGAAGAAGAUGACAGUGGAUCAAAUAGAUUUUCCUUAAAGAAACCAAAGCGAGGUGAAGUCAACUUUAUCCCUGAUGCCCCAGAAAACUACAAUGAUGAGUCUCUUGAAAAUGAAAGAUGCAUUUUGGAAGAUGAAAUGAAGAAGAGGGAUAAGAACAUGGCACUCAUCACCCAAAAGAUGGACAUCACAUUCUCUCUCAGGAGGAAAGAAGUUGUGGAGACGCAGCCCUUGGUCAAGGAAAUGCAGCUCAGAUGGCCAGCUCUCUUCUUGAAAGAACAGGUCUCAAACAUAGUCCAGCAUCGACGAACCAUCAGUUUGGCAGGGUUACCGAUAUUUGUUCGCGAUGACGAGACCAAACUCUUCUUAACAUAUCUGGAUACAGAUCCAGUUGAGAGGGCAACCCGAGGUGUUACGGUGGGCAUCCUCACUGUUCUGGAGGACUACGUGGGACCCAACUCGCAGUCCACAGUGAUCAAUACUGCCAUUGUUUUGGAAGAGGACAUUAUUCUUGAUGAUCUGCCAGACCUUCCUACUGCCUUUGCCUACCUGUUUGGCCUACUUUAUGGGCUCAACAUGGAGUUUCCCAAAGAACUCAAGUACACAUUUGAAGCUGUGCAACACAUUUUUAUGGAGUUGACAUCUACCUGUUCCCAGAGGAUAAGAAGCUUCAAAACCAAGCUCUUAACCAAAGUCUAA
Molecule: messenger RNA, 959 nt
Organism: Oreochromis aureus
Lineage: Eukaryota; Metazoa; Chordata; Actinopteri; Cichliformes; Cichlidae
Exons: 3
Coding region: 24-959 (311 amino acids)
Source: RefSeq, a predicted model, not a curated record